Larimichthys crocea (large yellow croaker) is the source of this 2652-nucleotide messenger RNA. It is a transcript of the gene twnk, whose product is annotated as twinkle mtDNA helicase. Gene Ontology annotation, cellular component: mitochondrion. Bases 148 to 2298 code for a protein of 716 amino acids. Gene Ontology annotation, molecular function: single-stranded DNA binding; ATP binding; 5'-3' DNA helicase activity. Lineage: Eukaryota; Metazoa; Chordata; Actinopteri; Sciaenidae. The record is from RefSeq and is a predicted model, not a curated record. The transcript is spliced from 7 exons. Gene Ontology annotation, biological process: mitochondrial DNA replication.
AAAUGAUCCGACUCCCUAAAAAAAAACGAACUUCCCAUCACAUCCGCCGUGUGUUUCGCACGGACUUGUUUUGAUGCCGCACCUUGAAGCCCGCGUUUGGAGCAGCAUGGAGGUGAAACGAGGGCAGGUGUCCUGAGCAGAUAAGUCAUGUGGAGGAGCUGGCUGCUGAAGGGCACCACCUGCCUCCUGCAGGUGGCAGCCCCGAGGCUUCUCCACCAGAGACACUUUUCAUCCCUCAGUGUGAGACUCAGUGUGAGGCUCCUCCACAGGACUCCAUGUGCUCUACAUCUUCGGGUUAAUGCCCAAAGUUGGAGCAGGGCUUUUAAAAAAGACGCCAAGUCCACUGUGGAGUUCCCCACGAGCCCCAUCACGGUCACAGAUAUCAAACAGUACCUCCGCUCCAAAGAGAUCCCCUUCCACGACGGCUACAGCUGCCUCCACAUCCCGAGCAUCUUCGUCGACCCGUCCACCAGGAGGGACAGCUUCUCCCUGUUCGUCGACAAGACCACCGGGCAGUUCCUGUGCAAAGACACGCAGGUGGAAGGGAGCUGGGAGGAUCUGCAGGACUGCCUGGAGGUGAUGCAGAGCGGCGAGCAGGACUCCCUCAGCCCGCACGUGCUGCUCGGAUAUCCGGAGAGCCUGGAGGAGCAGGAGGAGAGGGAGAGGGAGCUGAGGGAGGUGCAGAGGAUCUGGAGCAGCUCGGCGCCCUUCGCUGACCUCCCUGAGGACGAGGUGCAGCUGAUCAAAGCCAUGUUCCAGAUCACGAAGAUCUCCAACGUGACGCUCAAGAAGUUCGGCGUGAGGCUCUUCAAGCCGACCCGGAGUCUGGUCUUCCCCUGGUUUGGUGGACCCGACUCCUCCCUGAAGGGGGUGAAGCUCCUCUCCGCCCAAAACACGGACAAUGGGAGAGUUAUUUACAAUGAAGCUACAGUCCCAAAGUCUAAUUCUUACCACAACCUGUUCGGCCUCCACCUGGUGGGCCGCAUGGACUCGGAGGUGGUGCUGACCGGACACGAGCUGGACGCUCUGGCUGUGAGCCAGGCCGCGGGGCUGCCCAGCGUCGCUCUCCCGCGCGGGGUCAGCUGCCUCCCGCCGAUCCUGCUGCCUUACCUGGAGCAGUUCAAGCGCGUGACGCUGUGGCUGGGAGGCGACGUCCUCUCCUGGGAGGCGUCCAAGAUCUUCUCGCGCAAGCUGGGUCUGAAGCGCUGCAUGCUGGUGCGGCCCGGGGAGUACCGGCCGUGUCCGGCGGAGGCGCUGGCCCAGGGGAAGAACCUCAGCCACGUCCUCAAAACCUCCAUCCCAGCGGCCCACAAGUCCAUCGUGUCCUUCAAGCAGCUCAGAGAGGACGUGUACGGGGAGCUGAUCAACACGGACCAGGUGGCUGGAGUGAAGUGGACGAGGUUUCUGGAGCUCAACAGGAUCCUGAAGGGACAUCGCAAGGGCGAGCUGACUGUGUUUACAGGUCCCACGGGCAGCGGGAAGACCACCUUCAUCAGCGAGUACGCCCUGGACCUCUGCAUGCAGGGCGUCAACACGUUAUGGGGCAGCUUUGAGAUCAACAACGUGCGUCUGGCUAAGAUCAUGCUGACGCAGUUCGCCAUGCAGAGGCUGGAGGAGAACCUGGAGCAGUACGACUUCUGGGCGGACAAGUUCGAAGAGCUGCCGCUUUAUUUUAUGACUUUCCACGGGCAGCAGAACAUCAAGGCGGUGCUGGACACCAUGCAACACGCUGUCUACAUGUAUGAUAUCAACCAUAUCGUCAUAGACAACCUGCAGUUCAUGAUGGGGCAGGAAAACCUCUCAGUAGACAAGUUUGCAGUCCAGGACCACAUCAUCGGAGCGUUCAGGAAGUUUGCCACCAACAGCAGCUGCCACGUCACUCUGAUCAUCCACCCGAGGAAAGAAGAGGACGGCCGAGAGCUACAAAUGGCAUCCAUCUUUGGUUCGGCAAAGGCCAGCCAAGAAGCCGACAACGUCGUCAUCCUGCAGGAGAAGAAGCUGGUGACGGCUCCCGGCCGCAGGUCCCUCCAGGUGACCAAGAACCGCUUCGACGGAGACGUGGGCAUCUUCCCUCUGGACUUCAUCAAGUCUUCGCUCACUUUCUCGAGUCCCGUCAAGGGCAAGCUCAAGCUGAAGAAGGUCCCGCCCAAAGCAGGAAACGAGGAGGAGGAGGUGGAGGCGGCGGUGAAGAAGGCAGAGGUUAAAAAAGAGAGAGCGACCAAGACGACCAAGACGACAAAGACUCCAAAUACCAAGACUCCUGCAGCUGGAGGUGAAAGCACGAAGAAGUCACAAUGAUGAGGUCAGAAAGACGCCUCACGGAAGAUAUUAGACAGUUUUAUGUCCACGUUAACUACGUCGCAGCAAUAUAUGAAGUAACAGAGCUGACUGUAACUCACAAUAACACAAAGUUAAUUUCAGAUUCAUUUCAUUAUAGAACCAAGUAUGGAAAGUGUGAGCCCACGUGAAGCUCCGACUGAAUUCUCCGUUAAAAGUGUUAAAAUACUUUUUCCAAAAACUACUGUGAAACCGUGAACGACUGUCACGGUGAAACACUAUCACACUGUACGUCAGCGGUGUGCUCUCUACUGACCUUUUAUACAAACGAUGAGUUAUUUCUUCUUCUUUUUUUAAAUAAAACUCAAAACUAAA